Molecule: messenger RNA, 2196 nt
Organism: Pocillopora verrucosa
Lineage: Eukaryota; Metazoa; Cnidaria; Anthozoa; Scleractinia; Pocilloporidae
Biological process (GO): proteolysis
Cellular component (GO): cytoplasm
Molecular function (GO): metalloaminopeptidase activity
Source: RefSeq, a predicted model, not a curated record
UCCAGAUGGGUCAGCAUUAGAUUCCAUCCACCAGAGUUCAUAUUAGCAAUUAUUGAUAUCAGAUAAUUUAGGUGAGGAAGACAUGUUGGGGUUUAAGAUGGCGGCGGUUCUCUCCGAAGAAUCGCACUUGAAAGAUACUGACGAAAUACAAGAGAAUGGAGAUGACGAAGUUGAAGACAUACAAGAAGCUGGCGGAGAUUCUGUGAGCAAAAAGAGAAAGAAGAAGAAGAAAAAGAAGAAGGGAGGUGGUGAACAAAAUGGUACAGAACAUACUAAUGGUGAAGCACUGAAUGGAGGGGCAGCAAAAGAAUCCUCAGCACCUGCUGCUGAACCAGAAGCAAAUGGAGAGCAGGAUAAUGCAGAUGGUGAAGAAUUACAAGAUGGAGAGACCAGCAACACAACUUCUACAAAGAAGAAGAAAAAGAAGAAGAAGAAGUCAGCAGGAGCAAAAACAACAGAAGGGGAAGACCAAAAUGGUACUUCCCCCUCUGCCAGGGAGCAGACUGAUCCUCCUACUGUGGCCAUAUCAGAACUUUUCCCAAAUGGCAACUUUCCUGUAGGACAAAUAAUGCAUUAUAAGGAUGACAAUCUGUGGCGUGAAACAAACGAAGAAAAGAGAGCCCUAGAUCGAGCACAAAAUGACAUAUACAGUGAUGUGCGACAAGCUGCAGAAGCUCACAGACAGGUCAGAAAGUAUGUGCAAGGCUUUAUCAAGCCAGGAAUGACCAUGAUUGAGAUUUGUGAAAAAUUGGAGGGAGCUUCUAGAAAACUCAUAAAUGAAAACAAACUCAAAGCAGGUUUGGCUUUUCCCACUGGAUGUUCCCUGAAUCACUGUGCAGCUCAUUACACUCCUAACGCUGGUGACAAGACAGUUCUACAGUAUGAUGAUGUCUGCAAAAUUGAUUUUGGAACUCACGUGAAUGGGAGAAUCAUAGAUUGUGCCUUCACUGUAUCAUUUAACCCCAAAUAUGACAACCUGCUUGCUGCAGUUAAAGAUGCCACAAAUACUGGAAUAAAGGAAGCUGGAAUUGAUGUGAGGCUUUGUGAUGUUGGUGAAGCCAUACAAGAAGUGAUGGAAUCUUACGAAGUUGAACUGAAUGGAAAAACUUACCGAGUGAGACCAAUAAGGAAUCUGAAUGGUCAUUCCAUAACACCGUACAGGAUCCAUGCUGGAAAAACAGUGCCAAUGGUUAAAGGUGGAGAAGCUACAAAAAUGGAGGAGAAUGAAUUCUUUGCUAUUGAAACAUUUGGCAGCACAGGGAAGGGUGUGGUUCAUGAUGACAUGGAUUGUUCACAUUACAUGAAGAACUUUGAGGUUGGACAUGUUCCUUUGAGGUUGCCCAGAGCUAAACAACUUCUGAAUGUCAUCAAUGAAAACUUUGGCACCCUGGCCUUCUGUAGGAGGUGGUUGGAUCGGCUGGGACAGACAAAGUAUCUUAUGGCUCUGAAGAGCCUGUGCAAUGCAGGAGUGGUUGAUCCCUGCCCACCCCAGUGUGACAUCAAGGGUUGUUACACCGCUCAGUUUGAGCACACAAUACUGUUGAGGCCAACAGUGAAAGAAGUGAUCAGCCGAGGAGAUGAUUACUAGGAGUUUUGUUUUAAACCCUUUCACUUUCAAGAUCUAAAUAUAACUUCUCAGCGCUGUUGGCUACACAUUCUUAGUAAGUAAGUAGUGAGGAUCUGGUUUUUAAUCAAGUAGUAUCUGCUUGUUGAUAAUUUUCUUUCUUCUCAUCACGACUGUUCUCAGAAGUGUAUUGCACUUGUAAGGAGAAUUUCUUUUUUGGUCACCACUGGGAGUGAAAGGGUUAAUCCUAUCUUAACUAACUUAAAUACUUAAAUUAAAGUAAGAAAACCAAAAUUAAUUUGCAACAUCCUGGGAAGCAAGCAGACCAUUUGGUCAGGAGAGGGGCUAGGAAUGUGCAUUGGGUCUAUUUAGCCUGUUCCAUGCAUUCAGCAAGAAAAAUGGUCAGAAAUAUUUAAUGGCACAAUGAUAAUGGUAAGGCAAAAAGGGAGAUUUGGGUUGGGUCAUAUUUAUUAUGUGCCUUUUCCAAACCUCUCGCUUUUUUUUUACGCCUCUGGUACUAUCACAUUUACUCUUGGACUUCAUUUUACUAACUCAGUCUUACUCAGUGAUGUCUGAAACUGGGACUGCAGCUAGGAUCAAUCAGAAACUAUAUAUAAUAAUAAUAAUAAUAA